Molecule: messenger RNA, 13001 nt
Organism: Tyto alba (common barn owl)
Lineage: Eukaryota; Metazoa; Chordata; Aves; Strigiformes; Tytonidae
Gene: ADCY1
Product: adenylate cyclase 1
Exons: 20
Coding region: 388-3816 (1142 amino acids)
Biological process (GO): adenylate cyclase-activating G protein-coupled receptor signaling pathway; intracellular signal transduction; cAMP biosynthetic process
Cellular component (GO): plasma membrane
Molecular function (GO): adenylate cyclase activity
Source: RefSeq, a predicted model, not a curated record
UGGUGUUUUGGUGUCAUUAGGAGAUUAACAUCCCUAGAACACCGGAGGAGGAGGAGGAGGAGAAGGAGGGGGAGGAGAAGGGUGGUGGAGGGGGGGGGGGGGGGGGGGGGGGAGAGAGAGCGAGAGCCAGCAGGCAGGAAGGUUGGCAUAUUAACACGAGUGAGGCUCCCUUCCCGCCGUCCCAGCCAUCCCCGGCUCCUCGGUGGCAGCGGAGGGGGGGGGCGUUUGCGCCCGGUGCCCGCGGCCGCGGAGCUGCGGCGGCGGGGGCUGCUGGCGGGCGUGCGGCCGCGGCUCCUGCUCGCAGCCCCCCCUUCUCUCUUUUAUGAGCAGCGAGGCGGAGGAGCGGCAGCGGGGGACACCAGGAGGAGCAUUUCUUCCCCGGGGUUUAUGAAUGGCACUGACAUGGAGGAAAUACCGUUUCAGAAAGUCAAGACCAAGAGGAAGAAGUGCUGCCACUGCUGCUGCUCCCCGCCGGCAGCCGCGGCGGCGGGAGCGGGAGCCGGGCUGGGGGACCCCCCUCCCUUGCUGCUGCUGGAUGCCAUCGCCUGCGAGGACGAGUUUGACUGCAAGGAGCUGGAGGGUCUGUUCCAGAGCUACAACCUGAAGCUGGAGCAGACGUCCACCCUCAAGGCUCUGGCCGUCCUCAUCGUGCUCACCGCCAGCCUGGCCCUGGUGGAGCUGCUCUCCGGCCCCAGCCUCACCAUCUCCAAAGGCUCGCACCCGGUGCACUGCAUCAUCUUCCUCUCCCUCUUCAUCGUCACCAAUGUCAAGUACCUGCAGGUCACCCAGCUGCAGCAGAUCGUCAAGCUCACCUUGCUCUUCAGCUUCACCUUCUCCUUCCUCUGCUGCCCCUUCUCGUUCGGCGCCUACGGCAUGGACCCCCCCAGCGCCCCCGAGCAGGGCAUGUGGCAACUCAUGCUGGUCACCUUCGUCUCCUACUCGCUGCUGCCCGUCCGGACCCUGCUGGCCAUCGUCUUCGGGCUAGUGGUGUCCGUCUCCCACCUCAUCGUCACCGCCACCUCCGUCAGUGCCAAGCGGCAGCGGCUCUGGAGGACGCUUGUGGCCAAUGCAAUCCUUUUUGUCAGUGUAAAUUUGUAUGGGGUCUUUGUGAGGAUUUUGACAGAAAGGGCUCAGAGGAAGGCAUUCCUACAGGCCAGGAACUGCAUUGAGGACAGGCUGAGGCUGGAGGAUGAAAAUGAAAAACAGGAACGUCUCUUGAUGAGUCUUUUGCCCAGGAAUGUUGCAAUGGAAAUGAAAGAAGACUUCCUGAAGCCUCCUGAAAGGAUUUUCCACAAGAUUUACAUUCAAAGGCAUGACAACGUUAGCAUUUUGUUCGCAGAUAUUGUGGGGUUCACUAGUCUGGCAUCACAGUGUACAGCCCAAGAGCUGGUGAAGCUGCUGAAUGAGCUCUUUGGCAAAUUUGAUGAAUUAGCUACAGAAAACCACUGCAGAAGAAUCAAAAUCCUAGGGGACUGUUACUACUGUGUAUCAGGAUUGACUCAGCCCAAAACAGAUCAUGCCCAUUGCUGCGUGGAAAUGGGACUGGAUAUGAUUGACACCAUCACAUCUGUUGCAGAAGCCACAGAGGUUGAUCUCAACAUGAGAGUUGGACUGCAUACAGGCAGGGUGCUUUGUGGGGUCCUGGGUCUCCGAAAAUGGCAAUAUGAUGUCUGGUCAAAUGAUGUGACUUUAGCUAAUGUAAUGGAAGCUGGAGGACUACCUGGGAAAGUUCACAUUACAAAGACCACCUUAGAGUGCCUAAAUGGGGAUUACGAGGUAGAACCAGGAUAUGGUCAUGAAAGGAACAGUUUCUUGAAGAAGCAUAAUAUUGAAACGUAUUUUAUUGUGCCAUCCCAUCGUAGGAAGAUAUUUCCUGGACUGAUUCUCUCAGACAUUAAGCCUGCCAAAAGAAUGAAGUUUAAGACAGUCUGCUACCUGCUUGUUCAGCUCAUGCACUGCCGUAAGAUGUUCAAAGCAGAGAUCCCUUUCUCCAAUGUCAUGACGUGUGAGGAUGAUGAUAAGAGGAGAGCAUUAAGGACAGCCUCUGAAAAACUCAGGAAUCGUUCCUCUUUUUCUACCAAUGUUGUAUACAACACUCCAGGAACUCGAGUAAACAGAUACAUCAGCCGUUUGAUAGAGGCCCGGCAAACUGAGUCUGAGAUGGCUGACUUGAACUUCAUUACCCUGAAGUAUAAGCAAAUUGAGCGUGAAAAUAAAUACCACCAGCUUCAGGAUGAGUACUUCACCAGUGCUGUAGUUCUCUCACUAAUUCUAGCUGCCUUAUUUGGCCUUGUCUACCUUCUAAUAAUACCACAGAGUACCGUAGUUCUUGUUCUUCUGGUGUUCUGCAUAUGCUUCCUAGUGGCUUGUAUUAUGUACCUACAUGUCACACGAGUACAAUGUUUUCCAGGGUGCCUGACAAUACAAAUUCGUACCAUUUUGUGUAUUUUUAUUGUGAUCUUAAUAUACUCCGUGGCUCAAGGAUGUGUGGUUGGCUGUAUGCCUUGGGUUUGGAAUACCAAUUCCAGCAGUUCAAUAGUUAUCAUUUCUCCUGGUGGAACAAAUAAAACAAUGAAUGAACUUCCAUGUGACACAGCCCACUAUGCUUUCCUUUCCUGUGUAGUGGGAACUCUCACCUUGGCAAUAUUUCUACGUGUAUCUUCCUUGCCAAAAAUGAUUCUCCUGCUUUUUGUUACAAUUUUGUACAUAGUUAUUCUGGAACUCAGUGGUUACAGAAAAGCAGUGGGGGGUGGCUCCUUUUAUAUGCGUGGCUAUGAACCAAUACUAGCCAUUUUGCUAUUUUCUUGUGCUCUGGCACUGCAUUCCAGACAGGUGGACUUGAAGCUGCGUCUGGACUACCUCUGGGCUGUGCAGGCAGAAGAAGAGAGAGAUGAUAUGGAGAGAGUCAAGUUGGAUAAUAAAAGAAUUCUCUUCAACCUGUUGCCAGCACAUGUUGCACAGCACUUUCUUAUGUCUAAUCCAAGAAAUAUGGACCUUUAUUACCAGUCAUAUUCACAAGUGGGAGUGAUGUUUGCUUCCAUACCAAAUUUCAAUGAUUUCUACAUCGAAUUGGAUGGCAAUAAUAUGGGAGUGGAAUGUUUACGCCUGUUAAAUGAAAUUAUUGCUGAUUUUGAUGAGCUUAUGGACAAAGAAUGUUAUAAGGACAUAGAAAAGAUCAAGACAAUUGGAAGUACGUAUAUGGCAGCUGUGGGACUCGUACCUACUUCAGGAACUAAGGCUAAAAAAUCAAUUUAUUCCCAUCUGAGUACACUGGCAGAUUUUGCAAUAGAGAUGUUUGACGUUCUUGAUGAAAUCAACUAUCAGUCUUACAACGACUUUGUCCUACGAGUUGGUAUUAAUGUUGGGCCUGUAGUGGCUGGAGUCAUUGGAGCCAGAAGACCACAGUAUGAUAUCUGGGGAAACACUGUAAAUGUUGCCAGCCGGAUGGAUAGUACUGGAGUGCAGGGAAAAAUUCAGGUGACGGAAGAAGUUCAGCGGAUAUUAAAAAGGUGCAGUUAUGAAUUCGUGUGCAGGGGUAAAGUCAGUGUAAAGGGAAAAGGUGAAAUGUUGACCUAUUUCCUGGAAGGAAAGGCCGAUGGGAAUAAUUCACAAACACGGUCUUUAAACUUAGAGCGGAAAAUGUACCCUUAUGGGAGAGCAAACAUUCAAACAAAGCUGGGCACCAGCUGUCCGUCGGUGUCCUCAGCUGCUAGCUUUACUGCAAACGCUGGGCUUGGAGCAGGUCAAGUGCCUGCCAGUCACACAAAUCAAACACUGCAUUAUCUUCCUUCUGUGCCAGCUGUGAAGGAGGCAUAGAGCAAAGGAGAUAUGGUUGUGCCAUUUGCAGUGAACUUGGAGAGCAAUGGUUGCCUGCGUUUUUACCAAGAGAUCAGAGGUCAUAGGCCAUGGCAUUAACCAAGGACCACUACAAUCCAACCAAAGAGAACUUGAGGACUGCGUAACGAACUCUUGGGAUGGAACAUAUAAGGGCUAGCAAUUCUGUUAGGAAAAGUCAAAACUGAUUUUCUGGAAAUGAGGAAUAUUUUCUUGGCAUUUUUAAAGGGUAAAUGAAAAAAAAAUGAGAUAAACGUGCAAGCAAUUAUCUAUGUGUGUGUGUGUAUAUAUAUGUUUAAAUCUAUAUAUGCACAUAUACAAACAGACCUGUGUAGACUUACUAGAGAUUUAUAGAGAUAAAAAUAAGCAUUUAUUUACACAUCCACCUGCAAUGACAUAGCAAAGAGAUUUCUCUUGCUGUCAUAGCCAGCAUUGUUGGGUCUGGGAUUAGCUAAACUGCAUUUAACUGUGGAGUGUGGGGCAGCUGGAGACUCUCCAAGGCUACAGCAAGAGUUAGAGAAACCGUGCUCCCAGUGCGUAAGUUGAAGCAAUGAGAACAGUGUUCAUUGUGCUGUCAGUGGCAGAUUAAUGAAGGCUGGAUUCAGCUAAUUGCUAAACCCUAUUUUUUUAAAAAUUCUCCUUGCAUGCUCCAAAAACUUAAAAAAAAAAUCCAAUUCAAAGCAUAACACUGAGAUAUGAAGUAGAUAAACCACAGAGCUUAAAGGUGUGGCAGAAGAGCAAUAUAUAUUCUUUCCAUUAAAAAAAAAAAAAAAAAAAAAAAAGGGUGGUAGACUUUAGAAGUUGCUGCCUCUUCACAGGGCAUUUGACUCUGUGCAAGACAGAGGAGCUACCCUGCAAGCACAGCAAUAUGCUUAUGCAAUAUAGAAACAUUCCUUUAUGUACAGUGCUGAUUUUAUUGAAGAGUAGAAGGCUGAUAUUAUUUCAGGCUUUUACAAACAGCACAGGUCCUGUGGCUCAGUUCCAGGAUUUAGUUUUACCUUUCUAAACAGCUCAAAGAAUAGUCCUGUACUGGUGACAAACAUGCUGUUGCUAGCUUUGUGACAUUUGUAUGCUUGCCAGCAUAGUCUUCUGUCUUAGUUGAUUUUUAAAUUUAAGCCACAGUUUUAUUAUAACUUGAUUCUACCCAGGCUCACUCUUCAAAGCUGUACAAUUAUAGAAAGCUUUACAGCUUCUGAGAAACAAGAGCAGUCAAACUUUGCCCAAAUGAGUACGCUGGCAGACACGCUGGGAUUGUGAGGCCUGCUCUUAAUCUGCAUAAAAGGGAACAUAUUUUGACUGCUUUUUUCUUUAUUGCAGUCCACAUCCUAUUGUUCAUGGUUUCAUCUUGAAACGCUGAUUUGGGUGUGAAACGUGGAGUGCAGCUCCGUGCUGGAGGAGGGGGUGGUUGGAGGUCAUCCUGCCGAGCGACAUGUGCUCCAGGGAGACGUCCUGGUAGGGAUGCACAAGCUAACCAGCCUCACUGCUUUCCAAAACAGAAGCAAAACUUUACAUUGUCUAAAAACAGGCAAAACUUCCCUUUAACUACAAAAAAAAAACAAACCACCUCCCCCCCACCCCCCAAAAAAAAACCCCAAACCAAAACAGACAUGAAAAACCCUCCCGAGACUACAGAAGUUGUCCAGAUUGUACAGUAGAAAACUUGCAUGUACUUAAUGUCCCAUUUCCCUUGGUUGGGCCUAUUUUAUUGCUGAUUUCAGUGGAAAGAAGAUUCUGAGCAAUUCUCCUGCAAUCAACAUUUGCUUUGGAGCAGUCACUGUUUGCGUUAAAAGCGUAUGGACAAAUACUGUGUCAACAGAUGCAAAUGGUUAAAGAAAUGCUGCAGGAGUUUCCGUUCUCCAUGAAGCCACAUCAGGCUGCUGUGGGACUCCAGUGGUUUUCAGCAGGGUUUUUAAUUAAUUUUUAUGUACCCUGUCAGCUAGGUGCUUCAUUACAAAGCUACCAAAAUUAGUGUUGUGAGUAAAGUGACUACAAAAAAAAGGAGUAUUGCUUCCUAACUGUACUAGGUGUAUGCACUCUGGCUGAUCUGUGGAAACUCACUGCAUUUCUUUAUCUCCCUUACAGCUAUCCAGGUCCAGAAAAAUUCAGUUCUAGUUUUGAGGCAUUCAAAGCUAUUUAAAUAAAUACAUGUAGAGUAUACAGAUUUAAAAGAACAAUAUUUGCAUAAUUAAACUGAAUAAGUGGUAUCCAUGUAAAAUACACUGCAUAUUUAUGGGGUUUAGUUGGUUUGUAAGAACUAAAUCAUCACGCAGAUAAGUUAAAUAUUUAAGCAAAACAGAAAACAUUAUGUGCAAUAGCAUUAAUCACUCAGUUCCACUCACAAAGAGCCCAAGUUACACAAUUUUUGAAUCAGCGAAUUUGGUAUAAUUUCAUUUAUAAUAAUGAAAGCAGUUAUUAAAAGCAUCUUCAGACCCUAGCAGGAGAUCUGGUAGUACAUGAACACAUAGACCAAAUACAGCCAUUUACCCACACCAAAAGCUCGCAAUGAAAAAUUAUUUCUUUGUUACUGUUUUAAUAGGUCCAAGAUAGAGGCAUAUUGCCGUUGUUUCUUUUAUCACUAAGUGGACAGUGAGCAGAAACGAACUGUCCCCUGUGCUAAUACUUCCAGGACCGUUCUCAUUCCCAGAUUUAUUCCCAGCCUAGUCCUGGAGUAAUGUCAGUGGAAUGUGAUGUAGCAAGGUACAUUUGGAUCACUCGUUCUCAUGUUUUAAAAGAUUAUCAGGUGCUAGUAAGACUACUCCGAAGUCUUUCUAAGCCUGAUCCCUCUCUCCGACAGCCGAAUGGGGCACGUGACUUCUGUAAGAACGAUUUUCGUGCUGAAUGGAGGGACAUGGGCAGGAGCAGCCCAUCAUCAGCCUCUCGCUUGGCCCUCCUGCGGGAGGUCUGUGCCCCCAUGAGCAGGUUUUGGGGCCCGGGCUGGCUUCUUGGUGCUCCAGCCUGCCCAGUGUGCGUGUGACGGUGUACUCGGAGUCAGGUUCCAGGCUUCACCCAAGCCGUCCCAUUAACAUUUUUCGUGUAUUUGUUGUGGUGGUUGUUGCUGGUUUUACUGUGGGGAAAACUACAUUCUACUACGUAGUCCUGGUCUGAGCCGUACAGAUUCAUGAAGAAAGUUCAGCCAAGGCACAAACCAGUAAAAAGCCACGUGAAAAUGAUAGGCAGUGUUCAGCAGCCAUUCCAACAGGGAAAACUAAAUGCCUGUUGAAAUCAUGAUAUAAUGAAGCUGUGCUCUUGCCUUUGUGCUUUACCUUCCUAUUCAUAUAAUUUUUCCCCAUCUUCCUUUUCUGUGUACAUUUGCUUUAUUUCAGGCCUUGUGCAAUAGCUUUAAAUGACAGAUUUAAUCUCUCUGCUCUUCUGCAUUCUUUGAUAUGUUCAGUAAGUUUUAUACAUGGAAAGAGGUAGUAGUAAUGCUACUGAUAACCCCACCAAUGCACAUUUUCUGCCAAAUCAGAGAAGGUUGUCAUCAAAUUUUUAUUGGCAAUUGGCUGAAGAUCAUAUGUGGCCCACUCCAAUAUCCCUGAAAAUCACCACAAGGAUUUCCUUGGAUUUUUGUGGGAUUUGGGCUGUGUCCAUCUUCAUGCAUGCAGUUGUAUUUCUUAUCCUGCAUUUAUUAAUAUUCUGGUCAAGCUCUGUCACUUUUGCCUGGGUGACCUUGCUGUAGCCCCAGCAAGGAGUCAGUUCUGCCCCACAGUACCCAAAAGUCCCUCACGUUUAGCUGAGGACAGUAACUUGUUGCACUGUGGGCAGAAUGGCCUCCUGCACUUCUGUUCACUGUUUUGUGCAGCUGUUAGCUUGAAACAAUUAACAGAUACGAGCCCUACAACAAAGCGAUGCCAUUUUGGCGUGUCAGUGUCUGUCAAUAGCAAGCACAAUAUUUCACAUCAGUUUGCACGUUUUCUCUUUCAGAUAAUAGUAAUAACCGAAGUCUUUCAUUCUUUAUAUAAGGAUAUAGGUAUCAGAGAUCUUCAGACUAAUUUCAAAGUGUUCCUAUGCUACCUUUAUCUUUAAAAGAUUUUUUACCUAUUAUCCUUUGCUGAGAUUACAAACUGGGAUUCAGUUGAAUUACUGGCUAGAUAUUUCUGAGCAUUUUCCAUUUGCAUUGACUAGAACGCUGUUUUAUCCAGCCUGUAAAAUGCGUUGUUUUUUGUAGCUGCUUCCUGCUGUGGCAAGUCACACUCCCUUGUCUUCACUAAAACAGACGCAAAUUCUCCCUCGCUUUCUCUAGGUGAGACUGAGAGCCAAAAGCUUUGGCUCGUUAGGGCUGAACCUGCAUCCCUUAUGUGCCCACGAGGCCUGCAGAACUCACUAGGGGUUCAGCAUGCUUCUGAAGGUCAGGAGUUGAGCUUCUGCGGGCCAAGUUCUGCUUUGGGUUACACCGAUGUCUCGCGUCAGCACUGAACUGAGUAUUUUACAGCACUGUAACUGAAAGUAGGUCAUGCGCCUAAAUCUCUUCCACACUUUGCCUGUAAUUUAUCCGCAAGGCAAAAGAAAGUGCUUGGGAGUCACUGCUCGAAGGGAAACCGUAUAUGACCUGUGCCAUUUCAGUGCUUUGAGGAGUCUGAACACAUAGUAAGUAGCGUGAACCAUUUUCAUGUGUUGAAUUCCUGCUUGUAGCAGAAACAAAGCGUUUUCUUUACAUCAGCAAGUCCAGAUUCCGAUUCUGUGUUCUGCCCAGGCAGGAGGACUAUUUAGCCAUAAUGUUCUUUCAAGUUAGAGUUUUGUAUUACAGUGAAAACUGACAUUUUUUAAUUUGUGAUAAACCUGUAUUAUAAUGCCUUAUUUAUUUUUAAUCUUGUACAGUGUUACGAAACAACAGAAAACAUUGGCCUUUCAUGUAUUAUUCACUUUAAAAGAUGUAUUGUAUUAUGAAAUUUUGUAAAUAGUUUUAGCUCGGACAGGUAAUUGCAUGUACACUUGUAUAAAAAGAGGCAAAAAGGCACACUUUUAACAAAUGUUAACAAUUUUUGUAAGAGACGUUUUACAUGUGCAUGGAGAUUAUAAAUCCUUUGGAAAUGGACGUCCUUUUGCUUUUCCUUACAAUCUACUGCAUGCCACUCAUGCCUGACUUCAGUAAAGCAAAACAAAACAGUAAGUUUUCCUAAAUGUUUUUGACAUAUCACUUCUGGCACAGAGUUAAAUCCACUAGUUGCAUGUGCAUUCAGCAAAGCAAAAUCAAAAUGCAAACAGCAAAUAAAGAAGAAAAAUAAUUUUAUGAUUGUGAUCUGCCAACCUCAGUGUUCCAAGAUCCGUAAUACCGUAUAUGAAAAUUGUUAUCAACAUCUAUGCUGUCUUCAUAAGGUACCUUCUGGUCAUUAGAAGCAAUAAACUCUACUUACUGUAAUCUAAAAAGCAAGCAGAUAUUCUAGUUCAUAAUGGUGUAAUAUCUGACAUUCAGUGGGUAUUCUCUGAUACUGCAUUUGAUGUGGUAUUGUCAUCAAGAAGGACCAAGUGUCAAACCCAUCAUUGCUGUAUGCAGGUGCAACACUAUGGAAGGUAAAGGAGGUGAAUUUGUCCCAUUGAUGUUACCCAGAGUAUAUUUCUAAUGUGGUAAUAAGUUAUUGUAUGUGAAAGGUACACAAUGCAAAUAGAUUGUUUUCCUAGAUACAUACAUAUGUAUAUAUAUGUAUGUAUAUAUAUAAAUUAAUUUUGUUGCCUUAUUUUUGUUAGCUGUUUUGACUUUUUUUUCAAAUAACUUCUGUUGCUAAUCAGAAAGUAACAGAACUGUGAGGAGAAGAUUCACUGGGUUCUCUGGCUUUGAGCCGUCCAGGUUCUGUGCUGAUGCUAGUCCUGCUCCCUCUAAAGUCACGCUUACAGGGAUGCCUCCCUCGGGCAUCACAGCCUAACCCACCACUUCAGGCCCAUGUCAGUUAAUGACAUAGGAAUAAGGAAUCAAUAUCCAGCCCUCUAGCUGAUUUUUCCCAUGUUGCUUCUGAACAAAACUUUAAAUUCGGGGGGUAUUUUGCAUGCGUCAUUUUUAAAGUUGUCACAUCUGUGUCACUACAGCUCAGGACUGCUUCUCAAAUUAGUUAUAUACUUGCUGUACAAUCAAUGAGGAGUAUUGUAGGAGCGUAAGACGGAGGUUGGUGACAGAGGAAAAAGGGUGUGGACUGCAAAUACCUUCUACUAUGGAUUAAUAACAUUUUGUGUUUUACAGAUUUGAGCUAGUUUUAUAAUAGGAGUUAGAAAUCUGUUAAUUUGUUUGUUUAAUCAGGUGACUGUGGGGUUAAUUAAGCAGUACAGCUUCUGGAAGUACUUCUGUGGUCAUAAGAUAUAGAUUCAUACAAUGUAUCCCAGUUGCCUGCAUAUAAGAACCACUACCUUGUACAGAACUGCUUCAUUCAGCAGUUAAGGGUUUCUAACAAUCAUCAAUUAACUCAUCUCAAAUGUAGUGGGAUUUCCAUCUCAGUGUGGCAUAGUUGUUGUGACAAUGACAACGUGGACUCUGCUUCUCUACCCCAACCCUCUUUAUGAUUGGUUUCUUCCAGAACUCUGGGUAGACUUUUUUUAGCCUUUUGUUCCUUUUAAUCCCAUCUCUCACUGAGUUUUCAGGCCAGAUCUAAAUCAUGAAUAAAUAUAUAAAUGUAAAUAAAUGGGAGAAAGUACGUAUAAAGGGGGGCUGCCUGUUGCUCUUUAAGUACUCUUCAAAAUGUCACACUGCUUGGGAGGCCGAGUAUGACUUGUAAUCUGAUUGGUGCAAGGGCAAAACCAGGAAAAGAAUUAAAGAAAAAAGAAAAAAAAAAGCACAAAUUUAGCAGGAGUAUGAAAUAACAAAAAGAAAAUAAGCUUUUGAGAUAGCAGUUGCUGAAGGGAAGAGGUGAAAAGCCAGUACUCCUUCUGAAGUCAGUGGUAAAGUUCCCAGUGACAUGGGACAGGUCUUGAGUAUCUGAGCUGGCAGAACCAGAUUCCUAGUGCAACAAAAAUGAGGCUUGUGUUUAACUGCACAGCCAGAUUAAUUUCUGAGUUUUCACUUCUCUCUACAUUCACAAAGAGUGUUGAAGAUCUCUUGGUGAACUGCUUUCAGAAUUUCAGAAGGACUUCCUAGAAAUGGUUGGAGGUUGUCACCUUUAAUGCCUAUUUUCGGAUCAUGCGGAAGCACCUUGAAAUUUGAAUUAGCAUUGGUUAACGUGCAUAGCCUAUGUGCUGGAAGGACUUGGUUUUGCUUGUGCCUUACUGCAUGCUGGAGGAUCUGUUUCUUUAUAUUAGGAUCCCCGUUUUAUGCCUUCUGUGGCAUCAGACAUGCCACACCUGCAUAAAACUGAGGGAACAAACAGUGCUGCAUCACUGUGAAGCUUUUUUACUACUUCCUUUCCUACUUUGGUUUACUACCAGCACAGCUAUGUGGGUGCAAGGAGUGCUCCAAGUGUUUAUGGAGGGAGGCCAUACACAGGCACAUGUGGGUCCAAGCUAAAUAAGAACAGAUUUCCUAGAAAGCUCAGCACACAGAGUGAGCUGAGUUCUGCAGAAAAUCUGCCCAGAGAGUUUGGAGCUCCUUUGAAAAAGCUGGCUGUCCUUCUCUUCGGAACAGGCGUAUACAACACGUUGAUUAAAAACAUCCAGAACACUUACCUAUGGCUUGUAACUGCACUGCCACAGUUGCUAGACAUAUUUUAGCCUGCUGGUGGUAAAACAGCUAACACUCCUCAUUGUGGGCAAGGCUACAGUGUGCUUUAAUUACUGCAGUUGUGCAGACUAUUGUGUCUUACUUUCAAGUGCCUGACCUGCUGCUUUGAUCCUAGACCUGUCAAUGGUGGCAUCAGUUAUGAAAAAUUUGAGCUGGCACAUUGAAGUUACGUAGGUGAUAUCUCGUGUCUUUUACUCCUUAGUGCACACGGGUGCAAAGGCUGUCCUUACAUUUUAAAUGCCAUUUGAGAAACGUAUUAAGAAUUUUGAGUGAGAUGUAGAUGAAAAUUACUUACCUGUGCCAUCACAAAAUUGCUUCAUGAUAAUUAUAUUUUUAAAUUGUUCCAGUAGAAAUCCUUCUUCACUUAGAAUUCCUGCUUUUUUUACAGUAACAUUACUAGGGUUCAAUUAAGAAAAAAGAAAUAAAGUGAUUGUGUAACUUGCUCCCAUUUACAAGUACAAUUGUCUGCACAAAUUUGGACUUAGACAAAGCAAAUGCUGAGUUUCUUUUCUGCAUUCAAGCAGCUGGUUAUUACACAGAAAUAGCUCUGGAAAAUGUUACAGAAUACCAUAAGAAUGAAAGUAAUGCUUCAGAGUUACUGGUCUAUAAAACAGAGACCAAGAGCAGUUACCGUUUCUAGUGUAAUUUAACCCAAUUCAGAGAAUUCUAGAGCAGUAAUAUUAUUUUCAGUGAAAUUCUGACAGAUGUUAAAAGCCUCUUCUUGGAUGUUCUUUUUCCAUAAUAUACUUGUGUGUAGAUUUGUCUGUGUGCAAAUCACAGACAAAUACACAGAAUGUGGAUAAUGGUGCAAAACAGUAGUAAUAGACACAUUUCACAGUUUCAAGCAGAUUCAGCCACAUUUGACCCAUCUCUUAAAAUCCUUGCCACUAAAACUUCUGUUGCAACUCAGAUCUGUCUGGAUUUUCUCCUGCUGAAUAAUCCUUAUACUCUCUGCUGUCAAAAGGUUCACUUUUGCCCUGCUGGUAUAAGUACAAAGUUUCUACUUGGAAAUGAGAUGUGAAGUAUUUUUCUGAUCUGCUAACUGAAAAGAUUUAAAAAGCGUACGUGAUUCCUUCUUUUUAUAAUUAGAUGUUCAGCAGCCUCAGGUCAGAAGCAAAAAACCACUUGGUGCAUGUGUUCUACAAUCAAAAUUGAUCUUCCUCCACAGUGUCUAUUGUAGGCUUACCUAUAAUUUUAAGCACGCAAGAAAUAUUUAAAUGUAAUAAGCACCAUAGCCCUAAGAGGAAAAUGGUCUAGGUAUGCCUGCCUGCCUCUUAAUACCGCAUAAUUCUUCUUCAGAUGUAAAAAUGUGACCUGCAGCUCAUAAAACACUGCUUCUUAAGAAAUUGGUGCCCCUGCUGCCCUUAACUUGCCUUCAGUUGUUCAGUGCCAUCGAAUUUUUAUUGCAGGUGGUUACCGUCCGCUCAGGCCUGCUCACCACCUCUGUCUGUAGGUCCUCCACCACGUGGUUGUCAAACUUCUUUUUCAAAAAAAAAAAAAAAAAAAUGUUUCAAACCCCAGAUUUUUCAUA